CUGCACAAUGAUGAAUUCUAAAAAGGACUUUUUCUGAAAGCUCUGCACCAAAAUCUUUCUUUUGGGUAAUUAGCUUUUUGGAUCCAAAUGGCAACUUUGCUACUCAUUUUCUCAUUUUUUCUUCAUUGGGUGGCCACCACUCCAGCUUCCAUGGGUUUUCUUUCACCUAAAGGUGUCAACUAUGAAGUGGCAGCAUUGAUGUCUAUGAAGAAUAGAAUGAGAGAUGAAUACCAUGUGUUAGAUGGAUGGGAUAUAAAUUCUGUUGAUCCUUGUACUUGGUACAUGGUUGGUUGUUCUUCAGAAGGCUUUGUUAUUUCUCUUGAAAUGGCAAGUAUGGGAUUAUCUGGCACACUUUCGCCUAGUAUUGGGAAUUUAACUCAUCUUCGGACAAUGUUGUUGCAGAAUAAUCAUUUAUCUGGUCCAAUUCCUACUGAAAUUGGACAGCUCACUGAACUGCUGACCCUUGAUUUGUCUGGUAAUCAGUUUGAUGGAGGAAUUCCUAGGGCGUUGGGUCGCCUGAUUUAUUUAAAUUACUUGAGGCUUAGCAGGAACAGAUUGUCUGGACAAAUUCCUAAACCUGUGGCAUACCUUUCAGGUCUUUCAUUCUUGGACUUAUCAUUCAAUAACCUUAGUGGUCCAACUCCAAAAAUUUUGGCCAAAGACUACAGUAUUGCAGGAAACAGAUUUCUUUGCUCUGCAUUGACCACGCAAAUUUGUGGGGGUGUGCCAAAACCAGUAAAUGAAACAUCUUCAGACAAGAGGAUUACCAAUCAUCAUCGAUGGGUUGUUUCUGUUAGCGUUGGGGUCAGUUGCACAUUCAUAGUUACAGUCGUGCUUCUGGUUUGUUUGGUGCAUUGGUACAGAUCUCGUGUCCUCACAGGAUAUGUGCAACACGAUUGUGAGUUCGCCACUGGCCACCUGAAGAGAUUUUCAUUUCGUGAACUGCAAAUUGCCACUGGUAAUUUCAGCUCUAAGAACAUACUAGGACAAGGUGGAUUUGGAGUGGUUUACAAAGGAUACCUUCCAAAUAGGACAGUAGUGGCUGUCAAAAGAUUAAGAGAUCCAAGUUUCACUGGAGAAGUGCAGUUUCAAACAGAAGUUGAGAUGAUAGGCUUGGCUGUGCAUCGGAACCUUCUACGUCUGUAUGGAUUCUGUACGACUCCCGAGGAAAGAUUACUUAUUUACCCUUAUAUGCCAAAUGGGAGCGUUGCCGAUUGCUUGAGAGACAAUGGCCGGGAUAAACCAUUUUUGGAUUGGAGAAAGCGCAUGCAUAUAGCUCUUGGAGCUGCCAGAGGUCUUCUGUAUUUGCAUGAACAGUGUAAUCCUAAAAUAAUUCACAGAGAUGUUAAGGCGGCUAAUAUUCUGCUUGAUGAAAGUUUUGAAGCUGUUGUUGGUGAUUUUGGUCUUGCUAAGCUUUUAGACUGUAGAGAUUCUCAUGUUACAACUGCAGUUCGUGGUACUAUAGGUCAUAUAGCACCAGAGUAUUUAUCAACUGGUCAAUCAUCUGAGAAGACAGAUGUCUUUGGAUAUGGGAUACUACUUUUGGAACUCAUUACAGGACACAAGGCAUUAGAUGCAGGAAUUGGUCAGGGUCAGAAAGGAACUAUUCUUGACCGGGUCCGGAAUUUAUUUGAGGAAAAGAAAGUGGAAAUGCUUGCGGAUAGGGAUCUAAGAGGAUGUUUUAAUGCAGAGGAGCUAGAGAAAACAGUUGAAGUGGCUCUACAGUGUACUCAAUCUAACCCCAAUAAUCGGCCUAAGAUGUCGGAAGUUUUGAGAAUCCUGGAAGGUGUUACAGAACAAAUGGGGCAUGUGGACGAAUCACAAGGUGGAAGCAACACAUGUCAAACAAGGGCUUUCAGCUUCUCUAGGAAUUUUAGUGAUAUUCAUGAAGAAUCCUCAUUUACUUUUGAACCAAUUGAGCUUUCAGGACCCAGAUAACUAAAGUAGCCUGCACUGGCAUCGUCAUAAUAAGCGUGCAAUCUUGAUAUAUCUAGUUCAGCCAUACAUACGAGUAUAUUGUUGCUUUAAGUCAAUGUCCUAGUACUCUGUAAGUUACUGUAAUUUGUAAAUUUUGUUGCAAAAACAUUCAUUAUACUAGUUCUUGGUGGUUCACAA
This is a messenger RNA of Solanum verrucosum, 2115 nucleotides long. RefSeq names its product probable LRR receptor-like serine/threonine-protein kinase At5g45780. Gene Ontology annotation, biological process: protein phosphorylation. The transcript is spliced from 11 exons. The coding region runs from base 88 to 1938 and encodes 616 amino acids. Gene Ontology annotation, molecular function: ATP binding; protein kinase activity; protein binding. Lineage: Eukaryota; Viridiplantae; Streptophyta; Magnoliopsida; Solanales; Solanaceae. The record is from RefSeq and is a predicted model, not a curated record.